GCCCCGGCCCCGCCCCGGCCGCUGCCGUCCCCUUUGUCAGCGCUCGGCGGCGGGCAGAGUCCCGGGCCUGGAGAGCGGUGUCCGCGCCGCCCCCGCCGCCCAUGGACGGCACGCCGCCUCCCUAGCGACGUCCGCUGCUGCCGCCAUGAGGAGAUGAUGAACUAAAGCUAAAGAUGGUCCACUACGAAUGUGUGUGUGAAGGCACGUCCUGCGGCAAUAGAGACCGCUGCCAUGGCCAGCAGUGCUUUGCUUCCCUGAGCAUUAAUGACGGUGCCAAGGUCUACCAGAAAGGCUGCUUCCAAGUCUAUGAACAAGGGAAGAUGACCUGCAAGACCCCUCCCUCUCCAGACCAGGCAGUGGAGUGCUGCCAAGGCUACCUGUGCAACAUGAACAUCACUGCCCGGCUGCCUUCUUCUAAAGGCCAAACCUUCCAAGGAGAUGCUGCAGGUUACAGCAUGGAGACACUAAUCAUUGUGAUCCUGGCUCCCGUGAUCGUGCUGGUGGUGUUCUCCGCAGUGGCUGUGCUGAUCAUCCGCAGGAUACGGAAGAACCACAUGGAGAGGCUCAACUCCAGAGAUGCAGAAUAUGGCACAAUUGAGGGGCUGAUUGCAUCCAACGUUGGGGACAGCACCUUGGCAGAUUUACUGGACCAUUCCUGCACAUCUGGCAGUGGUUCUGGGCUUCCCUUCCUGGUGCAAAGGACAGUGGCUCGCCAGAUCACGCUGGUGGAGUGUGUAGGAAAGGGCCGUUAUGGAGAAGUUUGGAGGGGUCAGUGGCAAGGAGAAAAUGUUGCUGUGAAGAUCUUCUCUUCAAGGGAUGAGAAAUCCUGGUUCAGAGAGACUGAGUUGUACAACACUGUAUUGCUGCGGCAUGAAAACAUCCUAGGUUUUAUUGCAUCUGAUAUGACUUCCAGGAACUCCAGCACCCAGCUGUGGUUGAUCACUCACUACCACGAGAUGGGGUCCCUGUACGACUACCUGCAGCUCACCACCCUGGACACGGUCAGCUGCCUGCGCAUCGUCCUGUCCAUCGCCAGUGGGCUGGCACAUUUGCACAUCGAGAUCUUUGGCACCCAGGGCAAGCCUGCCAUCUCCCACCGCGACCUCAAGAGCAAGAACAUCCUGGUGAAGAAGAACGGGCAGUGCUGCAUAGCAGAUCUAGGCCUUGCAGUGAUGCACUCCCAAAGCACCAACCAGCUGGAUGUGGGGAACAAUCCCCGUGUGGGCACCAAGCGCUACAUGGCUCCAGAGGUCCUGGAUGAGACCAUCCAGGCAGACUGCUUCGACUCCUACAAAAGGGUGGACAUCUGGGCCUUUGGGCUGGUCCUCUGGGAGGUGGCCAGGCGCAUGGUUAGCAAUGGUAUUGUGGAAGACUACAAACCACCAUUUUAUGACUUGGUGCCCAACGACCCCAGUUUUGAAGACAUGAGGAAAGUGGUCUGUGUCGAUCAGCAGAGGCCCAACAUUCCCAACAGAUGGUUCUCAGACCCUACGCUGACGUCCCUUGCCAAGCUGAUGAAGGAAUGCUGGUACCAGAACCCCUCGGCGCGACUCACAGCCCUGCGAAUCAAAAAGACUUUGACCAAAAUUGACAAUUCCUUAGACAAACUGAAAGCUGACUGUUGACCUUCUCCUGGUGGUGUUCUCCCGGUAGGAAGGCAUCUGUCUGGCUCCGAAGCAGCCUGGCUGGACAGGUUCUGUGGUGUUUCCCCACGGGGCUGCUCGGAGAGACAGAAGGUUCUCACUCGGGGGCCAGCAGAACCUCAACGGACCUUGCCGAGUGGCUGCCAGGGGCAUUUCACCAAGGGACAAGCUACAAGGACUCACGCUGGAUGAACUGUUGCAAAGGUAGUGGCCUGAAGGAAGACAGAGAAAUCCUAACACAAGAUCAGGGCAUUAAACGAUGGCUUUGAACAGCUUUUUUUUUUUCCUCUCUUUGUUUCGUUUGGGUUCUUUUUUCAUUCAUUCUCCUCGAGAGAGGGGGAGGUUGGGGUGGGGUUAAAAGAUUUUAAUCAGCAAUAUUGCCUGUGCUUCUCUUCUUUAUUGCACUAGGAAUUCUUUGCAUUCCUGACUUGCACUGUCACUGUUAAUUGGGAUGACAAGACUUGCCAAACCCACCUCGAUUGGCUUCGUCCUGCAUUGAUCUAUGCCUGAGUUGGUAGGAAUUUGGGGAGCUGCAAACUGUACCUAUCAAAUAGAUGAUAUCUCUCUUUUUUUUUUUCUCCCCUUCCCUAAGCCUCAUUUUACACGUGUACUGAUGUUUACAAAACAAUGCUGAACAUUAGGAACUUCUCCUUUCUACAAAACCCUCCAACAUUUAUUUAUUACACAGCUCACUCAUCACUUGUUCUUUUGGGGUGGUUUUUGCUUUUGUUUGGGGUUUUUUUUUUUCCUUUUUAAACUGUUUCCAAAAAGUUUUAAGUGCAUAAAGUUUUAAAGCUUAUUUUUAUGUGGCCUCUUUUUCUCUCUCCUGAUUCCUUCCCCCCCCCACCACAUCUUUGGGACCCUUAAUUCUUUUGGUAACACAGUAUAAUAACCUGA
This is a messenger RNA of Pogoniulus pusillus (Red-fronted tinkerbird), 2540 nucleotides long. RefSeq names its product activin A receptor type 1 (gene ACVR1). NCBI's taxonomy places the organism in Eukaryota, Metazoa, Chordata, Aves, Piciformes, Lybiidae. Gene Ontology annotation, biological process: heart development; transforming growth factor beta receptor signaling pathway; cellular response to growth factor stimulus. Gene Ontology annotation, cellular component: BMP receptor complex; plasma membrane. Bases 174 to 1625 code for a protein of 483 amino acids. The record is from RefSeq and is a predicted model, not a curated record. The transcript is spliced from 9 exons. Gene Ontology annotation, molecular function: ATP binding; transmembrane receptor protein serine/threonine kinase activity.